This is a messenger RNA of Giardia duodenalis, 1920 nucleotides long. RefSeq lists its product as uncharacterized. The record is from RefSeq and is a predicted model, not a curated record. Bases 1 to 1920 code for a protein of 639 amino acids. Lineage: Eukaryota; Fornicata; Diplomonadida; Hexamitidae. The transcript has a single exon.
AUGAAGGCCAUACUGGAGCUCCAGAACUUAGAGUACAGUGAGAAUGGUGACGGGAUGUCUCCGGAGGAGUACCGGUGGUAUGUCAUGACGAAGGAAAAACUGCGGACACAGUCAUUUGACCUUUUAAAACCCCUUAAUCCAUUGGCCAUCCCAAAAAACAGACAGAUCUCUUGUGAUCUCUGUAGCAAGAGAGCCACAUUGCAAUGCUUAGCAUGCCGCAGUCACUGGUGCACGUAUGAGCAUUUUCUGCUGGACUCUGAAAGCAUCCAUUUCUAUAUUUGCCCCAAAUUGGCAGAAGUGUGGGCCAUGUCAUUUGUGCCAGGAAGAUAUGAGUCUAUAGAAGAUAUUGUCAAGGGGCGUGCAGAAACAACCGUGCAGUUGGGCAUGCUCAAGGAAAUUUGCGAAAUGGCCUCUGAAAAGGCCAAGGAAUACAUCACCAGUAGAUGCUUCAUCAUGGCCAUUGCUCCAUCUGUUCGCUACAUCAUUCUUGCUGAGCACAUAUAUUCAACGAAUAGCUAUGAAUAUGUUAAGGCAAACACCUUACUGGUGCAGGCGCAUCUGGGCUUAGAAAAGUAUGCCUAUGUUCAAGACGCACUUCCUCGAUUGAAGUCUGGCAUGCACUAUCUGCUUCUGUCCACUUUGACGACUAUGGGACACAAAUACUACGAACGAAAAUAUGACGCACGCACACUAGCGUUGCGGACAGGAACACGAACGGGAUUUGGGGACGUUUUAAUAUCUCUCCAAUCUGAUCUAUUACCGAUACGAAUUGUCGCAAAGCUACCCAAGAACAUUCUUCAACUCAUGAGCUUGAUCUGCCACAUAGCAGGCACCAUGUUUCUAGACUCUAACAGGUUUCCAGAGGCUUUAGACAACUAUAGCCACUCUGCAUACCUGAUGUCACUGGCUUAUGGUCCAACAAGUCUCGAAGCCACACUCAUAUACUACGGUGUAGCCAAAACAUUCAUAAGAAAAGCACAGAUAGAAAUAGAGAAGGAGCGGGACCGCGGAGAGCGAGGGUCUGUUGGUUCGUCCUCUACUUUUGAAGCUGAAGCUAGCCAAUCUAAUCCAGAUCCCAAGCUCAGGCUUCAACACUCAAUCAAGAGACUAAUCUACCAUAACAAAACAGUCCAGGAAAAGGGGAGGAGACCAGUUACUGCCAUGGCAGCCGGACGGCCUCCAAUGGGUAUACCUCAUGCCAAACCAAAGUCUGCCACGAGAGUGCCCAAAUCCUCCGAGUCCACAGGUAUAGCAUCUUCGUCCAGCAUGGGCAUAUAUCUAUCUGAUGAAAGACCUGCACACCCUGCUAUCACUCCAGCUCCAUCUCCUCCUCGUCAUCUCAAGCGAUUUGAUCGCUACAUCGAAGACGUCACAUUUGAUUUAUCUGGAGAGCCAUCCGCGCGCUUCUGCAACCUUGGAAAGGGCUUAAAGCAAGGUAUAAAUAUGCUACGCAUCAUCGUAGACGUGUGGGCUAUUACAAUCCGGCGACAAUUCAACAAGGGAUGCAUACUAAACUUUCCCCACGCUGAGCUAGGUGACCCAAUCAGCAUGCUUUUAGAGAUACAGAUGAUAUACUCUCUAUACCUUGGAAAAGACACACUUGAAUACGGCCACGUGUCCCUCACACUAGCACUACUCUAUACCAUGUAUGAUAGAGAGUUUGACGGCUUCUCUCACGUCAAGAAGGCACAUGCUGCGUUCACUGAAUGCUUACGGGGGAUAGAAAAUUCGCAAAAGAAGGCCGAUAAGGCGAUAAUCCAGCAACACCUAAUAGAAGCCGAGGACGUGAUGCACGCUCUUUCGUUCUUCGUUCGAAAGGUCUCAAAGCCCAAUAUCAAUACAUCUUCCCAGGCUAUGCACAACUUACAGCCAUUGGUGCGGCCGCUGGGGGUCACUGCAACGUUGGGGGGAAAGGUCUAA